Aureococcus anophagefferens is the source of this 177-nucleotide messenger RNA. RefSeq lists its product as hypothetical. Gene Ontology annotation, biological process: transmembrane transport. Gene Ontology annotation, cellular component: membrane. Lineage: Eukaryota; Pelagophyceae; Pelagomonadales; Pelagomonadaceae. The annotation marks the transcript as partial. The record is from RefSeq and is a predicted model, not a curated record. The transcript has a single exon.
GGCUCGUUCUCGCGGUCCGCGGUCAACGUCAUGACCGGCGCGACGUCGCAGCUCUCGGCGCUCGUCACCGCGGGGUCCGUCGUCGCGACCUUGCUCUUCUUCACGUCGUCCUUCGAGCGCGUGCCCAAGGCCGUCCUCGCGGCGAUCCUCAUCACGGCCGUCUCGGGCCUCGUGGAC